This is a messenger RNA of Dicrocoelium dendriticum, 273 nucleotides long. The record is from the annotation of a GenBank genome assembly. Lineage: Eukaryota; Metazoa; Platyhelminthes; Trematoda; Plagiorchiida; Dicrocoeliidae.
AUGUGUAUCGUCGAUUUGGACGCAAGCCGAAUACCUGUAUACGGACCAACUCUCCAGGCUCCUUUCUUGGACUAUCUACAACGUCAGAAAGCCAAGCUGCAUAACUGGACGCCUUCCGGUCGCCAAACUUGGUUACAAUCUGUGAUAUUCUGCAUAGUCUUGACCUGUAUCAUAUCGUUCGUCGUAUCUAUCAUCCAUGCCUUUGCCAAGAACUACCAGCGUCGUCUUCGAGAGUGGCAAGAAACGGCUGACCGCGAGAUGCAAAAUCUCUAA